CAAAUAGACCGCCAUUAUCAUCCCUCCAACAUCUUCUCUUCUGUUCGACUACAGACUUCGUAAAAUACCGCUAACCCUGUGUUGUUCACGGCGGCGGAGACUCACGCUGCGUCGCCAAAGAUGUAUGAACCUUUCCUUGAUUCAGAUUCCAAGCAGAAUAAACGAAGCCGUAAAAAGUCCAUGGUUUGGGAUCACUUCACGGUUGAAACCGUUAAUCCUGAUUGUGUGAGGGCAUUUUGUAACCAGUGCAAGAAGUCGUUUGCUUAUAUAUCAGGCGCAAAGCUAUCCGGAACGAGUCAUCUAAAACGUCACAUUUCUUUGGGGAUCUGCUCUGUUGGCCGUAGUAAGCAGGCGAAAGAUCAAAUCGUUCCCCACGUACCAAGAAAACGUUGUCGUGCUUCAAAUGCAGCCCCAAGGAGUCAUUUUGAUGGUGAUAGCUGCAGCUACGACCUUGCAAAAAUGGUAAUUCAGCACGAUUAUCCUCUUGGUUUGGUUGAACAAUCUGGUUUUGUGGAUUUUACACAGUCUCUCCAGUCUCAGUUUAGUAUUCCUAGCGUGAGCCGAUUGCAAGAGCAAAUUAUGGUUGUAUACGAGAGAGAGAAGCAAAGGCUUGUAGACCUUCUUAGUGGAAUUCCGGGGCGUAUAAACCUUACUGUAGAAUUGCUCACUUCAAAUCAGAGCUUUGCUUAUGCAUUGCUAACAGCUCACUUUACUGAUCAUGAUUGGAAGUUGCAAAGAAGGAUCUUCAAUGUUGUACAGUUUCCUGAUUCUGAGACAGCCUUCGCGAAUGCUAUCUCUGCUUGCUCAGGCGAUUGGGGCAUCGAGGAUAAGUUGUUUAGUAUCACUCUCGACCUCAGUCGUGCCACUGAUCAAAGUGCAAGAAAAAAGAUUAUAAAUCUUCUGCCUGUCAAGAACUCCACUAUUCUCAGCUGUUAUGCAUCUACGGUGAGGAGUCUGGCUCAGGAUUCUAUAUCUGCAAUGAGGGAAACCAUCAAGAAAGUGCGGGAGAGUGUGAAGUAUGUAAAAACCUCGUAUGCGAAUGAGGAAAGAUUUAACAAACUGAGACAACAUCUUCAAGUUUCCAACACGAAGAGCUUGAUGCUUGAUGAUUUGUUGAAAUGGAAUACCACCUACCAAAUGUUGGUGGCUGCUUCUGAGCUGAAGGAAGUGUUUCAUUGUUUGGAUAGUUAUGAUCCGGAUUAUAAGCUGACUGUGACCAUGGAUGAAUGGGGAGAGGUGGAAGCUCUAUGCUCGUACUUGAAAAUAUUCAACGAGGCAGCCAACGUGCUAACCUCACCUGUUUAUCCAACAACGAACUCAUUCUUUGAUGUUGUGUGGGAAAUUUACUUUGAGCUACUGCACGCUGCUGCGAGACUGGAUUCGUUUGUAAGCACGCUGACAAGGCCGUUGCUGGAUAAGUUCACCGGAUUCUGGGAAGAUUGCAACUUGAUUCUUGCAAUUGCAGUGGUGAUGGAUCCAAGGUUCAAGAUGAAGUUUGUGGAGUUCAGCUUCUCGAGGAUAUAUGGUUAUGGUGCCGGGGCUUGGGUCAAGGCUGUCGAUCAGGGCCUGCACGAGCUGUAUCUCGAUUAUGUGAUGCAGUCCCUUCCUGCACCCGUCGUAGGAGCAGGGGAUGGCGUUCUCUCCGAUGAUGGUGGCUUCUUGGAUUUUGAUGUGGAUAUCUCGGAUAUCGUGGGUGAAACGCACGUCAAGUCCGAGAUCGAGCAGUAUCUCGAAGAGCCGGUGUGGCCCCGGGUGCAAGAUUUUGAUGUAUUAGGUUGGUGGAGGGUGAAUAGUUUUAGGUAUCCGACUCUGUCGAAGCUGGCUUGCGACGUGCUGUCUGUUCCGGUCUCGACCAUCCCCCCCGAAUCGGUGUUCGAUUCGGGGGAGAGGAAGAUGGAUAGCUACUUGAGUUCAUUGGGACCUAAAACCAUUGAGGCCCUCAUGUGUGCAAAAGAUUGGCUUCAACAUCAGCAAACAUCUAAUCUGCACACUGAUUUUUUGUAGAGGUAUAGGUUAAUAUUAUUUUCUCUUCACACUGAUUUUUUUUAGAGGUAUAUUAUUUUUGAUAGUCCAUAGGUUAAUAUUCUUUGUUCAUUAUAAUAUGUAAAUAAGAAUAUUUUUCCCUUUGGGGG
Molecule: messenger RNA, 2132 nt
Organism: Salvia miltiorrhiza (redroot sage)
Lineage: Eukaryota; Viridiplantae; Streptophyta; Magnoliopsida; Lamiales; Lamiaceae
Product: zinc finger BED domain-containing protein DAYSLEEPER-like
Exons: 2
Coding region: 121-2004 (627 amino acids)
Molecular function (GO): DNA binding; protein dimerization activity
Source: RefSeq, a predicted model, not a curated record